UCAAAAAUAAAAUAAAUUUAGAAGAUUAUCCACUAAUUCAUUUCCAUUUAUAUUUUUGAAGUCAACAAUUCCAAAUAAAAGAAAUUUUUGAAAAUAGUUUAGUAUAGUAUUAAAACCACGCGUUUUUAGUCUUACAAAAUAAAACAGAGGGAGUAAUAUACAGAAGAAAGUCGCAGUUAUCAAUUGUAUUGACUUAACCAUUUAGAUACGAAAUUAAUUAAUAUACAUGUUUAAAAAAAUAUAGUCAAUUCAAUCUUAUGCUUUAAUGACUAAGCAAAUUACUCCCCCAUAGUACACAUAUAUAUAUAUGAGAUAUACUCAUGAUUUAUAGAUGAGAAAUAAGAGAAUUUCUUAUCAAACAGAAAAAAAAAAAAAAAAAAACACUAAACUUUUCCCUUAAUUAAGUAUGUUUACUGAAGACCUUUUGGUCGAAAUUCUCUUAAGAUUGCCUGUGAAAACCCUAGCGAUAUGUCUAUGUGUGUCCAAGCUUUUGGCCUCAAUCAUCCGCAGUCGACAUUUCAUCAACUUAUACCAAUCUCGAUCCUCUACUCAUCAGCAACAUGUCAUGUUUGCUUUACGUGAUAUAUUCACGUUUUCUCGUUGGCAUUUCUUCUUAUCAUCCCAACCUUCUUUGGUUACCAAUGCGAUAUGCUGCGUCGAUAAUACUUCUCUCACGCCUGAUUGCGUCAAUGGCUUGAUAUGUCUCGAAGACAUGCAUCGAUUGUGGAUAUACAAUCCUGCCACGAGAAAAGGCGUACUUUUGCCCCAAUCCGCUCCCUAUAAACCGUUUAGGAAAUGGUAUAUGGGAUACGAUCCUAUCAAUUGUCAAUAUAAGGUAUUGUUUUUCUCAAAAGAAAAGUUAGUAUGUCCCUAUAAAGUGGAAGUGUUUACAUUGGGAGGUCAAGGUUCAUGGAAAAUGAUUGAGGUUGAGAAUAAUCAUUCUCCCGCAACCAGAGGAGUAUGCAUCGAUGGGGUUGUGUAUUACGGUUCUCACACGGCGCAUGGACUGAGACUUGAGAGAUUCUAUGUGGCGACGGAAAAGUUUGGUAAUUUCAUUGAAAUACCGGUCGAGGCUAGUAACUUUUAUGGUUUCUUUACCUUUGUGAACUACCAAGGGAAACUAGCUUUACUUGUUACAAAAAAUAUUAACAUGUAUGAUUUAUGGGUUUUGGAAGUUGCCGGGAAACAAGAAUGGUCUAAGGUUUCUAUCGUUUUACCUCGAGAGUUGUUCUCGUAUGAUCUUGUUUGUCUAGAGUUAGUUGGUUUUGUUGCUGGUAGUGGUGAGCUUAUAGUUACAGCUCGUGAUCAAUCUUAUCAUCUUUAUCUUGUCUAUGUUGAUCUCAAGAUGAAACGUUCAAAUACAGUUUGGCUUGGGGGGAUCAGAUGCUCAUAUCGACCAUCUUUAUUAGUGCUUACUUUCACGGAUUACGUUGAAAGUAUUAUGUUUUUGUAAUAAGAAUAAGGAGAGUGAUGUUGACAUUAUA
Molecule: messenger RNA, 1484 nt
Organism: Arabidopsis lyrata subsp. lyrata
Lineage: Eukaryota; Viridiplantae; Streptophyta; Magnoliopsida; Brassicales; Brassicaceae
Product: putative F-box protein At5g52610
Exons: 1
Coding region: 407-1453 (348 amino acids)
Molecular function (GO): protein binding
Source: RefSeq, a predicted model, not a curated record